Argiope bruennichi is the source of this 1637-nucleotide messenger RNA. RefSeq names its product histidine-rich glycoprotein-like. The record is from RefSeq and is a predicted model, not a curated record. Bases 84 to 1205 code for a protein of 373 amino acids. The transcript has 3 exons. NCBI's taxonomy places the organism in Eukaryota, Metazoa, Arthropoda, Arachnida, Araneae, Araneidae.
UUAAACUGCAGGCAAUCGAUUGAUGCCGGCUCAUUCUCUUCCUACCAUCUGUUUCAUAUCUUCAGCGUGAAAUUCGGAAAACAAUGUUUCAUUUAAAAAAAACAAAAAAAAGUAUAUUGAAAGUCAUCGCCUUGCUGCUGGCGCUCCUCGCGACGUUUCUGAGCGAAGGUGAAGCGGGUGACUUGACAGCCGAAGCUUCACAGCAGAAAAUCUACGAGAUCAUUGACAGCCAUGAAAACCACAAAUAUGGCGAUCAUGGAGGGCAUGAAUACGAAGAAGGCGAAAUUGCCCAGAAGCAAGCCAGUCGCAAGAGGUACGGAUAUUUGCCCGUGAACGCUGAGAGCAAAGUUCCCGUCUACUAUGACGAUGCGCCCAAGUAUGGUCUCGCUUCAAAGGAAAACCUCUAUCGCGAGAAUGUUGCAGCUUAUGCUCCAAAAGUUUCACCUGCUCACUUAGCAGAUGCACCUCAUCAGGUCAUAGCAAGUCCUAUCAGCCACUCUCACUAUGCUAUAGUAGAUCCCAUCACUAAAAACCACCAAUACGUUAUAUUCAAAGGACCAAAACCUCACUAUGAGAGCCCUCAGGCAUUCCAUCCAAAAUCUUCUUACAUAUUAGAAGAAAAACCACACUAUGUAGUUUCUGAUCACAACAUUGUAACCAAACCCAUCGUUCCACAUUUCCAUCCUCCAUUGAAAGACUAUUCACAUCACAGCGAUCGUCAUCUUCUCGACAAGAGCCAUCACACCUCUGGGCACGGCCACUAUGACGACAACAGUGCUCACGGAGGAUCGGAGCACAAAAGCCACAAGAAACAUGAAAUUUCAGGACAUAAAUCGCAUUCCGCAUCAGGUGGGCACCGCGAUGAACAUGAUCAUCAUCAUAACAGGGCCCACUACGAGCGUGACCGCGGCUACCACUACGAGAAGGCCUACGCUUACGACAGAAUCAGGGCUGAUCACGACAUCGGUUCCAGCAAGGGCGCACAUUCAGACUACAAGUCGCACCACGACCAGGAGGGCUAUAAGAAUUUGGGAAGCCACGGGGCGCACGGGAAAUCCUACUUCAAAAAGCAUGGUGAGCAUGGCGAGUAUGGUCAUCAGCAUAACAGCGCUCUGUACAAAGGAGGUCACCACGCCGGCGGUCAAGGAUACCACGAUCAUGGGCUCAAGUAUCUCUCUCCCCAUCAUCACGCUUACGGAAAAUAAUUGCGAAAGUGGAAAUCAAUCGACAAUGAAGGUUUAAAACAAUGGACUCCAUUAUCUGCGCCCGCUUGUUGCGACCAGACUUCACAAGGAGAUGGAAGAAACUUCCUUUUGGAUUUUCAGCUCUCCCCACUCACUCGCUUUGUCGAAUUUUAGGUCAUUCAUUGUGUUUUCUUUAAGAAACAAAUUCAUCGGCCUCGUGAUUUGGAAUUUACAGUCGUUUCCAAAGCAGGAAAAAAAAGAGAGAGAGAGAGAAUGAGGCGCUUAAAGGGAAAAUGAUGCAAGUUUUAUUUUACGAGGAAUUCCAUAAUGUAACUUUAAUAAUAGUAUUUUUGGUCAACAUGUGCAUUGAAUAAAUCGCUGUUAUUUAAUUUCACGUGGAUUGUAGUUUAAAACGCAGUGGGUGCGUUCCCUUCCUAAGGGAUUUUUUUUAAA